Messenger RNA from Drosophila simulans, 1800 nucleotides. RefSeq lists its product as uncharacterized. Bases 1 to 1800 code for a protein of 599 amino acids. The transcript has a single exon. NCBI's taxonomy places the organism in Eukaryota, Metazoa, Arthropoda, Insecta, Diptera, Drosophilidae. The record is from RefSeq and is a predicted model, not a curated record.
AUGGUUUGGCUUAUAAUCAUUCUUCUCUGCCUUGGAAAUUCCAGGGCUCACAUUUUGGAUGUCACCAAUAACAGUCAUCUAGACUUUGAGUACAGAUUGUUUGACCUUCUUCAAAGAUUACAAUUCGAGAAGUCCUACGACACCCUUUUAAUUUACGGAGAGGAUUGUGCCAUUCCUUCUCUAUUUGAAAGAUUGCAAGUUCCUGCAGUGCUGGUGUCCUCGGGCAGCACCAACUUUGAUUGGAAUUUCAGCAGCCUAACACUGAUACUAAGUUGUAAUUUCCAGGACGAGAGGGAAGAAAAUUAUCGAACACUGAUGAAGCUGCAAAUUAGCAGGCGCCUAAUCAUUCUGAAAGGACAUAUAAAACCCGAGUCUGUGUGUGAUUUCUAUUCUAAAAAGGAGCAACAUAAUGUAGCCAUGGUGAAGGAAAACUUCUAUCAGCUUGAAGUGGUAUACUCAUGUCGCCUAUUUCAAGAUCAAAACUAUGAAAAACUGAAUCUCUUCGAUGGCCAGUCGAUUUACAAAGAUCAAUUUCGAAAUAUGCAUGGAGCACCAAUAAGAACACUAUCUGAUAAGGAGCCACCCCGAACCAUACCAUAUAUUGAUAGUAAGACCGGCGAAGAAAAGUUUAAGGGCUAUGUGGGCAUGUUGAUAAGCCAAUUCGUUAAGAAGGUUAAUGCCACUAUGAAAAUACGGGAGGAUUUGAUCAAGGACGACGAGGAAGUAUCUUUUGUGGACAUUACGAAUUUUACCUCGAAUGACAUUCUGGACAUUGGUAUAUGCGAGGCUAGGACACUUGAAAUGUCGAACUACGACGCCAUCUCGUAUCCGUACCUAAUGAGUUCGUACUGUUUCAUGGCUCCACUGCCGGAUUCGUUGCCAUUUAGUGACGUCUACAUGGCGAUUGUGGCACCAAGUAUCCUGAUAAUGUUCUUAAUAAUGUUCUGCAUAUGCUCCGUGCUAAUUAUCUACAUACAGGAAAGAUCAUAUCGUAGUCUGAGCAUCCGUCGUGUCCUGAUGAACGACAUCUGUUUGAGGGGAUUUUUGGCUCAGCCAUUUCCUUUUCCCCGCCAAUCCAACAGAAAACUUAAACUGAUAUUCAUGCUGGUCUGCUUUUCCAGUUUAAUCUCCACCACAAUGUAUACGGCAUAUCUACAGGCCUUCUUAUGGGGUCCUCCCAUCGAACCGCGUCUGACCUCAUUUGAUGAUGUAAAAAAGUCUAGGUACACGAUGGCCAUUAACAUCUACGAAACAGAGUUCCUGGAGGCCCUGAACGUGAGCCUGGACGACGUGGAGAUCUAUGACUACGGCAAAUUCUCUAAGCUGCGAAGCACCUUUAAUACCAAUUAUUUAUUUCCGGUGACGGCCCUGCAGUGGUUCACCAUCAACGAGGAACAGAAACUCUUCAAGUACAAAAUCUUCUACUACUGUGAUGCCUUCUGUCUCAAUCAGUUUGAUAUAUUAAGUAUUCCUAUAAGACGGCACUUGCCCUAUCGCGAUAUCUUCGAAGAGCACAUGCAGCGCCAGAAGGAGUUUGGGUUAACUAAGUACUGGAUCGAUCAGAGCUAUAGGGAUAUGAUAAAAGCAAAUCUCACGACAUUCAAAGAUUUCAGUCCGCCCCUCGAGAACGAUUACAUAGAAGUACACAAUCUCUACUGGGUUUUCACCAUGUAUUUCGUUGGGAUGGGCAUGGGUCUAUGUUUUUUUAUCUUUGAGAUUCUAAGACCUCUGAGAUACUGGAGAAACUGCAAAAUCAAAUGCGAAUAUUGCUAUGCAUUCUUAAAAAAUUUAGCUAAGUAA